Messenger RNA from Periophthalmus magnuspinnatus, 9905 nucleotides. RefSeq names its product dachsous cadherin-related 2 (gene dchs2). Lineage: Eukaryota; Metazoa; Chordata; Actinopteri; Gobiiformes; Gobiidae. Gene Ontology annotation, cellular component: plasma membrane; catenin complex. Gene Ontology annotation, molecular function: cadherin binding; calcium ion binding. The transcript is spliced from 23 exons. Gene Ontology annotation, biological process: homophilic cell-cell adhesion. Bases 88 to 9819 code for a protein of 3243 amino acids. The record is from RefSeq and is a predicted model, not a curated record.
CUUCAGACACAGACCGGGUCCACAGGUUGGUCUACACGUCUAAUCUGGUGUUACAUCCACACAGCUCUCCCAUUAUGUAAGGUGAGAAUGGCUUGGAUGUCACUCCUCCUCCUCUUCCUCCUCCCCUCUCUGUGUCAGGCCCAACUAUUCAACUUGACUCUGUCUGCCAAAGAGGGCCUCCCAGCAGGGACCAUCGUGGGACAUCUGGGGGCCGUGCUGAGCCAAGCCAGCACAGGCUUCUUCAUCUCGGAAAGCCGGGAUUCUGAUGUUUUCCAGGACUUGGAAAUCGACACAGACACUGGCAUCAUUUCCACAGCUAUAAUUUUGGACCGUGAAACCAGGGAUGGGUACGAGUUUGUGGCAGCGGCGUUCACUGGUGAGAUGAUACAGGUGAAAAUCACAGUCACAGAUGUUAAUGAUCAUUCUCCAAAAUUCCCAUUGGAAAAAUAUGACUUAGUAGUUUCCGAACUGAGCCCGAUAGGAAGCCGCUUUAAAAUAGACAGCGCUAGGGACCAGGAUGUCGGCGAGUUCGGGAUCCAAGGAUACCACAUCACCCAAAGAAACAUGGCCGAUCUCUUUGAAUUGGACUACCGCGCCAACCUGGACUCCACCCACAGUCUUUACCUCGUCCUAAGAACCAAACUAGACAGAGAAUCAUGCGACUUCUAUUCUCUAACGGUGGAAGCGUUGGACGGCGGCGUUCCUUCCAAAAGUGGUAGUGUCCAGGUAAAUGUUCAUGUUCAGGAUGAGAACGAUAAUGCUCCAGUGUUCAACCAAACGGAGUACCACGCUGUCAUUAGGGAGGACGCAGAGGUCACCGUGGCCGUGUGUCAGGUCCAAGCCACAGACCAGGAUCUGGGGGAGAACGGGAGAGUGACGUACGAGCUGAAGAGUGAGGUCUUCUAUAUCAAUGAAAGUUCAGGAAUGAUCCACCUGAACAAGCCUCUGGACUUUGAAGAACAGGCCUCCUUUGGCCUGAUUGUUACGGCCAGGGACAGUGGAGCCCAGGCAGAAUUCAGCAGUGCUUUUGUGAGAAUCCAGGUCCUGAACGUGAACGACAACAGCCCCUCCAUCCACCUCCUCUUCCUGAGUGAGUCCGGAGAGCCGGCUGUGUCCGAGGCUGCCUCAGUGGGAGACUACGUGGCCCGCAUCUCUGUGUCUGACCCCGACCUCCAGAACCAGCCGAUCAGCGUCCAGAUCUGGGGUGGAGAUGGGAAGUUCACCCUAAAGCAGACAGACGACUUCCUGUUUGCGCUGCGUGUGGAAUCGGAGCUGGAUCGAGAGGAAAAAGACUUUUACGAGAUCAGGAUUCAGGUGUCUGAGGGCGGCUUCGUAAACGCAGAAGAGGUUUUACUGUUGAAAGUACUGGAUGUUAAUGACUGUUAUCCAAAAUUUGAGACAAAUAUUUACACUGUUCACAUCCCGGAGGACGUGCCACCUGGAAGUUCUCUGGUCCAAGUGCGAGCCUGGGAUGAAGAUGAACCAGGCCUGAAUUCCCAGAUUAAAUAUGCAGUUAUGAGGUCCAGCCAGGCCGGACAGGUCAGUGUGGAUGCUCGAACCGGCUUGGUGGUCACAGUGGGGGCUCUAGACAGGGAGAGCCAGGCUGAGCUCUGGUUCCUGGUGGUGGCGUCAGAUUCCGGAGAUCCGCCCUUAUCGUCCACGGCAACAGUGACCGUUCUGCUGGACGACGUCAACGAUAACGAGCCCGUGUUCUCACAGCCGUGGUACAACGUCAGCCUGCCUGAGCACAGCCCCGUCCACAGCUGCUUCCUGCAGGUUGUGGCCAUAGACUUGGAUGCAGCUGACCUCGGCACACUGCAGUACUCUCUCAUUGAUGGCUUUGAGCCCAUAGAACAUCCUCUGUUCUACAUCCAGCCCCAGAGCGGAGAGCUGUGUGUGUCCCAGGACAUCGACCGAGACCUGGGUCACACUGCCCAUGACCUCGUGGUGAAGGCUCAGGACCCUGGAGGCCUCAGCUCACAGACACACGUGCACAUAGACAUCGAAGACCUAAACGACAAUGCUCCAGUGUUCAACCCGGCCCAGUACACGGUCACCCUGAGCGGUCACUCCCGGCCUGGCACCGAGGUCAUAACGCUGACCGCCAUCGACGCCGACUCAGGGCUUAACGGCCAAGUGUCAUACCGCCUCCUGUCUGGAGCCAUGUCGUCCCUCUUCACUCUGGACACUCACACAGGGCUGCUGUCCCUGGCGUCUGGCUUGGGUCACCUGGGAGAUGUGAGCCUGCGACUGUCCAUCAGCGCUCAGGACGGGGGCGGCCUCACCUCCUCCGCACCAGCAGAGGUCACUGUGCACGUCCUGAGCAGCAGCCAGGCCCCAGCUGUGUUCCAGAGGUCACACUACACCUUCAGCAUCCCCGAGGACACGCCCGCAGGGACGUCUGUAGGGAGCGUGCACGCUGUCCAUCCAAACGGUUCUGGGGAGUCCGUGGCUUACCACAUCUCCUCUGGUGACCCCCUGGGCUGGUUCACAGUUCACCCUGGGAGGGGCGUCCUUUCUACCCUCAGAGCUCUGGACCAUGAGACCCAUCCUUACAUCCUCCUGGUUCUGCAGUGCUCUACAGACUCCUCUUCUGUGUAUAGCAUCACCCAGGUCAACGUUUCUAUCUCUGACGUCAAUGACAACGCUCCAGUCUUUCCUCAAAUGAGUGAUACCAUUACAAUAUCCAAAACCAUAACUCCUGGAACCAUCCUCUUCAUCGCACAUGCUCAGGAUCACGACAGCAGCGCAAACGGGAGAGUUAAGUACAAACUGGAAAACGCUCACAAUGCCACCUUUGCUAUUGACGCUAACUUGGGAACGCUAACAGUGAAUAAAAGCAUGCAGCAAGACUCUACGCUAAUGUACGCUUUGGAAAUAGUGGCAGAGGAUGAGGGAGAACCACCACUUUCAUGCAGUUUUAGCUUAACCAUCAACGUGGAACAAAAUGCUGCAGAAAACAAUUUAGCUUUUGAGACUCUGACUUAUGAAGUGCAGAUAGGAGAGAGCUACAGAAGAGAUUCCAGAGUGAUCCAGGUGAGGGCGCACCAAAGCAGAGAGCCCUACCCUUUAACUUCCGGUAUAAGCUAUUCCAUUGAAAAUCAAAAUGGUGUCCUUCCACCUCCUUUCCGCAUCCACCCCAAGACUGGCUGGUUGUACCUGGCCGAGAGUCUGGACUACGAGACUGAAACAGCGUAUAGGUUUCACGUGCGAGCUACGGCAAGCGACGUGGGACAAGGGAACAUGACGGCGACAGCCACAGUCAGCGUGCUAGUGUUGGACAUGAACGAUAAUGCCCCAGUGUUCAGCAGGGAGGUGUACUACUUCACAGUGCCAGAGGGGGCAGCACUGCGGGGCCUGGUGGGGACGGUCCGGGCCACAGAUAAGGAUUCAGGGAACAACGGGAAGCUGUCAUACAUCCUGCUGUCAGACGGGAAGUUCUUCCGCGUCAAUGCUAAGACUGGAGAGCUGAUUCAGUGGGUGGCACUGGACCGGGAGCAGCAGUCACAACACACUCUGAGGGUGAUGGUGACAGACCAGGGUCAACCACGACUGAACGCCUCCUGCAGUGUGCACAUCACAGUGUCUGACAUCAAUGACAACAGGCCACAGUUCACACACUCGACACACAGCAAGGAUGGCGCUGUUCAGAUCUGGGCCGGUGCGCCUGCUGGCUCUCUGGUCACUACUGCCUUCGCUAAAGACUUGGACGCUGGUGAAAAUGGAACCGUCUUGUUUUCUGUGGACACCGUUGAUGAAGAUGCUCAGGGUCCUCCUCACUUUGAGGUGGACAGCAGGAGCGGAGACAUCAGGACUACACAGGUGUUCAGCCACAGCCCAAAGACACACUACACCCUGAGGGUCACCGCCAGAGACAGAGGGGCAGUCCCUCUGGAAGAGUGGACACUGAUCCAUGUACAGGUUCAUGGAGCGGACCCUCCCUCCCUCCGCUUGUGCCCCAGGGUCUUCAGACGCUUCACCGUGAGAGAGGACGCUGCCGUGGGCACAGUGGUGGGCUCGCCUGGCCUAUCUGACAAAGGCCCACUCAACUACGUCAUUUCAGAGGAACAUGGGCCCCUCCCCUUUGGCAUCCACGCUUUGUCCGGAGACAUCUAUAUCAGCCAGCCUCUGGACUACGAGUCCACCGUAGAGUACUGUGUGACCGUCCACACUGAGGGCGUGGACGAUGCUCUGUCACUGAACACAUCUGUGCUCGUGUGCAUCAUCGUGGAAGACGCCAAUGAUCACGCGCCAGUGUUUCACCAUGAAUUUAUCAUGUUUGGCCUCCGAGAAGAUGCAGAAGUCGGAUCCCUGGCUUACGCUUUCCAAGCUCGAGAUGCAGACGGCACUCUACAGAACAGCGAAGUGAAAUAUUCACUAACAUACGACCAAUCGCAUUCAGAGCGAUUUCCUUUACGCAUCGACCCAACUUCAGGUCAUUUGACGGUAGCAGCGCCUCUGGAUCGUGAAACUGUUGCGAGUUUUGCCUUUACCGUGACUGCUACAGACCAAGCAGAGAGGAGGGAGGAGCGGAGGAGCGGCGCUGUCACCGCUCAGCUGUUUCUGCUGGAUGUGAACGAUAAUAGGCCAGUGUUUGUCUCCAUUGAUACGGUGCAGGUGAUGGAGGACACGGAGGUGGGGGCUCUACUGCACCACCUUGUGGCCAUAGACGGAGACGAGGAGGAGAGCGGCCGGGUGUCGUACUGCAUCAUCGCAGGGGAUCAAGAGAUGUUCACGCUGGACGAGAAGACAGGCUUGUUGUUUCUUUCCUAUCCUUUGGACUAUGAGACUCAGCGUGUCCAUCGUCUGACCAUCAGGGCUGUGGACCAGGGCCAUCCCUCACUCUCCUCCACUCAGACUCUGAGUGUGGACGUGGGGGAUGUGAACGACCAGCGCCCUUUGUUCUCUUGGCCCGUGUAUGACGCCACUGUGGCCGAGAACAGAGACCCUGGAGCAGCUGUGGUGCGAGUGUCCGCCUCUGAUGGAGACUCAGAGCAGAAUGCUGUGGUGUGGUACAGUUUACUCCCUGGACCUGGAUAUGAACUGUUCAGUAUCAACCCCUACACCGGUCUGAUCACCACCACCUCCUACCUAGACCGAGAAGAACAGCAGAACUACACCCUUAGAGUGCAGGCCUGUGACAGCGGCUCGCGGCCCCUCUCCAGUACCUCCACUGUGCUGUGUUCUGUGCUCGACACCAACGAUAACCCUCCAGAGUUCAUGCAGUCGUCCUUUCAGAUCAGCCUACCCGAGAACCUGCCUCCUGGGGUCAUCCACACAGUCCAGGCAGCUGACUCAGAUCAUGGGGAGAAUGGCACAAUUCACUACUCCAUACAAGGUCAGGACCACAGAGGACGUUUUAUCAUCAACAGUGUCACUGGAGCAGUUAGUACUACACGAGUUCUGGACCGAGAAGAAACCUCAAACUACACCCUGACCAUUCAGGCCCAAGACCAUGGCCCCACCCCUCUCAGCUCCUCCACCCAGAUCCAUGUUCUCCUACUGGACCAGAAUGACAAUACACCCACUUUCCCACACAAAACUUACCAGGCCUCCAUCAGCGAAGGGUUAGCAGUGGGAUCUGAGGUGAUCCAACUUACUGCGUUUGACCCAGACGAAGGUGCCAACGGUGAAAUCACAUAUUCUUUGAUGGAGGAGAACGGUCAAGGAACAUUUUCUAUCGAUCCUUUUUCCGGAAUCAUCCGCACUUCCAAACCUCUAGACCGGGAAACGAGGAGCCAGUACAGCGUCCGUGUGGUGGCGAGCGACUGCUGCACCCAAGGCCCCCUCAGCUCCGCGGUUUUGCUCACCGUACAAGUCGAAGAUGUAAAUGAUAACGCUCCGGUCUGCACCCACAACCCCGUCAAUGCCUGGGUUUCCAUGACGAUGCCACCGCAUCACGUCAUAACUACGGUGACGGCUACAGAUAAGGACCACGGAGAGAAUGGGACGGUCAGAUAUAUGAUGUCAGAUGAGGAGGAUUUAUUCUAUAUCAACGGCGAUACGGGGGAGGUGUCUCUGAGGAGGAGGGUGAGGGUGGGUUUUUCGGGGGCGAUGCUUCAUGUGGUGGUGUCCGAUAGGGCAAGGACACCGCUCACCUCCACAUGUCUGCUCUUCAUUCACUUACUGGGGGAACGGGAGCAGCUGCAGUUCACUGAGAAAGUGUACAACACAACAGUGAAUGAGAACAGCAGAGCAGGGACUUGGAUUACAAAGGUUGAAGCCAGUGAUCCAACCAACAGCCGACUGAGAAUCACAUACACUAUAUUCAGUGGCAACGAGAACAACGUAUUCUCCAUCAACCGGCAUACAGGGGAGGUCCGUGUGCAGAAGGGGAACUGUCUGGACUUCGAGCGGAGUCCCAGGGUGGAGCUGGUGGUGCUGGCUGAUAAUGGACUGCAGAGCGCACACAGCAGAGUGUUCAUCACCCUGCAGGAUGUCAAUGACCACGCCCCCCUGUUUGAACAUAAUGACUAUAGGACGGCCGUGUGGGAGGGCCAAGUCCACGACACCUACGUUAUGCAGAUACAUGCCUCUGACGCAGACAGUGGGUUAAACGGCCAGAUAGAAUACUCCAUCAUAUCUGGCAACCACAACAACGCCUUCAUCCUGGACUCUGUGAGAGGGAUUCUGGCCACGAAUGUUGUGCUGGACCGAGAGAUCACCAGCUCAUACAAACUGGUUCUACAUGCAGCAGACAAAGGAAACCCGCCCUUCACCAGCACUGCCACUGUCAGGGUCCAAGUGGUGGACGUGAAUGACAACAGUCCAACUAUACCCCCCAUGGAGCCUGUCCUCGUCCCAGAGAAUCUCCUGGCGGGCUACAUGGUCACACAGGUGGUUGCUAACGACGUGGACCUGGCUUCAACCAUCACCUACAGCUUUGGGGACAACAGCAGCAGCACUGGCCAGUUUGCCAUCGACUGCUACACUGGAGUCAUCACACUGACCCAAUCGCUGGACUAUGAGACACAGACAGAGCACAUGCUAACUGUGAGGGCGUCCGACUCCCUCCACCACACCACAGGAGAGGUCAAAGUUCAAGUGCUUGAUGUCAAUGACAACGCUCCCGUCUUCACCCAAGUCUCCUACCAGGUGGAGUUGUCUGAGUUUCUUCCGGCAGAAACAUUCGUUGUCUCUGUGUCUGCAUCUGACAGAGACUCAGGGCUCAGUGGAGAGGUCAUCUACAGACUCCUGUCAUCUCCUCUACAAGGCUUCUACAUCCUCCCAGAUCUGGGGUCUGUUUUCACCAACAAGCCCCUAAAAUCCAUCACCAACAGCAACGUGGUUCACCUACUGGUUGAAGCCCGAGACCAAAGUGAGCCGGUACGCUCCAGUGUGGCCUCCAUCGAAGUUCAGAUCGUGGACAGCAAUGACCACGCCCCAGUGUUCCACCAAGACACGUACUCUCUGACCGUCCCAGAAGACACGCCCACCGAGACCACCUUACUCACCCUCUCUGCUGAUGAUGAAGACUGGAGUCCCAAAAAUACCCACCUUGACUACGCUAUUGUCGGCGGCAAUGAGGAAAAGAGAUUCUGUCUUGAGGUCAAAUUGAUUCAGGUUGAGAAUCAGUUGCGAAACGUAGCAAAGCUGGUUCUCUGUAACCCUUUGGAUCGGGAAACUACGGAAAUGUACUCUUUGACUGUUAGUGUUUCGGAUCGGGGAAAGCCACCUCUGAACAGUACAGCUUUUGUUACGGUGUCUGUAACCGACUGCAAUGACAACGCUCCAAAGUUUUCCAACACAGAAUAUCACAUCCAAGUGAGUGAGAACAGUGUCGUUGGAACUCGCUUGGUUCAAGUUCAUGCCUAUGAUCCUGACGUCGGAGCAAACGGUCUUGUGCGAUACGAUAUCGUUUCUGGCAACAGCAAACAGCACCUCACAAUCAACUCCCAGUCUGGUGUUUUAGCUGUUAACCAAUCACUCGACUAUGAGGAAGAUUCAAAGUACACCGUGACUGUUAGGGCUUGCGAUGGUAGCGAAACAUCAGAUGAAUGCAAUGUCGCUUUCGCCGUGAUCUAUGUUACCGUAUUGGACGAAAAUGACAACGCGCCGUAUUUCAUGUUCCCAACUGUAAAUUGUUCCAUGCUGGAGAAUCUACCGGCAUUUACUCACAUGUGCUCCAUCAAUGCAAUGGAUGACGACUCUGGCCCCUACGGUCUUCUGACGUAUUCCAUUUUGACAUCCUGUCUCAUUCAAAACCCUGAUCAUAAAGACGCAUUCGGGAUUGACAGCUUUACCGGAGACAUCCACACCAGGCAAACCUUUGACUAUGAACGGGAAAAUGAGUAUUGCUUUCUAGUUGAAGCUAGAGACAAAGGCGAAAAGGCAGCCACCCUAAGAGUCCAGGUAGCUAUUAAAGGAGUCGACGAGUUUAGCCCAGUCUUCACUCAAAAACAGUACUACUUUCUUCUCGGAGAAAACGCCAAGCCUGGAGAGACUGUUGGCUUUGUGAUGGCAGUGGAUCAUGAUGGAGGGAUUGAUGGACAGGUGGAAUAUGCAUUGCUCCACCCAUCCCCAUUUUUCUUGAUAAACAAAACAACCGGUGCAAUUUUGGUGUCUGAUCCAGUAUUUCAUAAAAGAGAUAGUCACAGAAAUGAUGAUAUGGUGGAGUUAAUAGUGUGUGCAAACAGUCCCAAACUUGGUUCUCGGACUACAAGGUGUCCAGUUUAUGUCAAUAUUUCCAGUUCAGCAGAAGCGUUAACUGGAGUACCGCUCAAUGGAAACGUUCUCAGUCUGGGCAUUUCGUUACUGUUGGUCCUUGUUAUUUUAGUCAUCUUCGUAGGGUUAGUUCUGUUAUAUAAACUAAAAGAUUCCACGGUCAAGAAGGCAUCUGCCAUUGCUUCAAGUUUGCGUCAAAACCCAGAUUCGUUCUUCAGCUCCAGUGAACAGUCUCAAAGCAUUAUCUGCCUGCAUGAACUCAAGCGCCCUAGCAUUCAAGUGGUGAGGAAGGAGCUGCCCAAACAGUACAGCCCUUCAGACUCUAGUGGACAUGGGUCUGCCGAAGGUGAGACCGCCGAGGACCUGGAGAUUAAGUGGAUCAACACUUUAUCUCGUCGUAGAGGAGAAACAGGACAUGAACCUUCAGAACAUCACGAUUCUGCAUUACCUGGAGACAACACUUCAAAUUACUCUGUUAAACCAGAUCCAGAGCACAUGCCAGCAUCAGCUUCAUGCCUGACUUCUGGGUUGGCUAGCACUGAAAGCUUACAUCAUUUCAAGGAGGAGGGCGGUGGUGAAGGUCUGCUCCCAGCAAUCGUCCGAUUUCCAGAUCUAGAGGAGAACAUGGGGACAAAAGGUUACGCUCCCCAUUCGGAAGCUGCGGAUUCUUUGACAUCUCUGAUUGGUUUAGAAGAGCAAGUGCAAGGUAGCUAUGCUUGGGACUACCUACUUGACUGGGAGCCGCAAUACCAUAUGGUAGCUUCAGUGUUCACAGAUAUUGGUAUGCUCCCGGACGAGGAGCUCCAAGGCGGGCGUGAGAGUUUGGCCUGUGACGUGAGCUGUUUCAUGCACCCGCCCCCUCUGAUCACUGCAGUAGCUCAGCCUGGCUUAAGAACAGUACCUCCCAGGAAGCCAAGCCGUGCGCGCAGUCUCAGUAGGCAACCAUCUUACCCCAGAUACUGCUACUCUCCCUUAGCUAGCAACACUGGAUUAACCCCCUCGGCAAUGACCCCUACCUUUUCCCCAUCCCUGACCUCACUGACUGUCCAGACACCCAGGGCUUUUCCGGUGGUUUCAGACUCUGGGGUGGGAGGCAUCAGGUUAGAAGCAGGACCUCCCACAGCAAGCCUCUUGGAGACUGAAAUACAAGUGUAGAUAUGGACAGAUUGCGUUUUAUUAUGAAAGACUACUGGUAAAAGUGUUAUAUAUGAGUGUGUUCAUAAUAGAAAUUUUUAAUUUAA